GCCUUUUGCUGUGGUCCCCCCAGGGCUUUGCGUGGCCCUGGGCCCCUGUCUGGUCCUGCAGGGCAUGGGACGGGGUAAGGGGCUGCUGUCGAGGGCUGUGCCAGCACCAUGGCAGGGGUGUCCUGCCCUCGGAAAGGUCCUCGGGAUGGCUGUGUGCAGGGAGCAUCCCGUGGCUGAUUGCAAGGAGCAUCCCGUGUGGAGCAUGCCCCAGCCCCAGAGUGACUGCUGCCCGUGUCUGGGUUUUGCCGUGCCCAUGACACGUGAGAAAGUGCCACUGCCGGCCUCACCCCGUGAGGCAUUUCCCUCCUUUUGUCUGCCCACGGAUGUACUCCGGCUCUCCUGCAGCUUGGGACCUGUUGCUGGCGCCAGCCCGCUGCCACUGCGGCUGCAACCCUUCCCCGCUGUAGUCACAUCAGUCCCCUGGCUGUCCCCAGCCCCAGCGGUGCUGCCAGCCUCCCCCACCAUCCUCUUCCCCAGUGCUGUCUCCAGCCCUCUGAGAGCCCCUUUUGGGUGGGUUUCAUGGAUUUUACAUCGGGUUUGGCAGUGCCUUCCCAUUGGCAGCGGGGAGUGGGUCUGUCAGAGGCAGAAGCAAUGACUGCUGGCGUUUUCCUUCCUCCGCACGGUCCCUGUGGUGCUGGGGUCCCUCCCCAUGGCACUGGGGUCCCUCUCCUCAGCCCUGGUCCUACCCCGGGAAGCUGCUGCCUGUGCCUCUUUGCAGGCGAUAAGUCUCCGGUGAGCGCGUUGCUGUGGCUUGUCGAGUGCUGCUGGUUAACCGAGCUGCAGUGACGGGUGCUGAGCCAUGGCGGUGUGGAUCCAGGCCCAGCAGCUCCAGGGCGAAGCCCUGCGGCAGAUGCAGGCACUCUAUGGGCAGCACUUCCCGAUCGAGGUGCGGCACUACCUGUCACAGUGGAUUGAGAGCCAGGCAUGGGACUCCAUCGACCUUGACAACCCCCAGGAGAAUGUGAAGGCAACACAGCUGCUGGAGGGGCUGAUCCAGGAGUUGCAGAAGAAGGCAGACCACCAAGUGGGCGAGGAUGGCUUCCUGCUGAAGAUCAAGCUGGGGCACUACGCCACACAGCUGCAGAACACGUAUGACCGGUGCCCCAUGGAGCUGGUGCGCUGCAUCCGGCACAUCCUCUACCACGAGCAGCGGCUGGUGCGGGAGGCCAACAAUAGCCCGUCACCUGCUGGCUCCCUGGUGGAUGCCAUGUCCCAGAAGCACCUGCAGAUCAACCAGACCUUCGAGGAGCUGCGGCUCAUCACACAGGACUCGGAGAACGAGCUCAAAAAGCUGCAGCAGACGCAGGAGUACUUCAUCAUCCAGUACCAGGAGAACAUGCGCCUUCAAGCCCAGUUCUCCCAGCUUUCUCAGCUGGGCCCCCAGGAGCGCAUGUCACGGGAGACGACACUGCAACAGAAGAAGGCGUCGCUGGAGGCCUGGCUGCACCGGGAGGCCCAGACACUACAGCAGUACCGCGUGGACCUGGCUGAGAAGCACCAGAAGACGCUGCAGCUGCUGCGCAAGCAGCAAACAACCAUCCUGGAUGAUGAGCUGAUCCAGUGGAAGCGUCGGCAGCAGCUGGCAGGGAACGGGGGCCCACCCGAGGGCACCCUGGAUGUGCUGCAGACGUGGUGUGAGAAGCUGGCGGAGAUCAUCUGGCAGAACCGGCAGCAGAUCCGCCGGGCUGAGCACCUGUGCCAGCAGCUGCCAAUCCCAGGCCCAGUGGAGGAGAUGCUGUCAGAGCUGAACGGCACCAUCACCGACAUCAUCUCUGCCCUGGUCACCAGCACCUUCAUCAUCGAGAAGCAGCCCCCCCAGGUGCUGAAGACACAGACCAAGUUCGCAGCCACUGUGCGGCUCCUGGUGGGGGGGAAGCUGAACGUGCACAUGAACCCCCCCCAGGUAAAGGCCACCAUCAUCAGUGAGCAGCAAGCCAAGGCCCUGCUGAAGAACGAGAGCACCCGCAACGAGAGCAGUGGGGAGAUCCUUAACAACUGCUGUGUGAUGGAGUAUCACCAGGCCACUGGAACACUCAGUGCCCACUUUCGUAACAUGUCCCUGAAGCGAAUCAAGCGCUCGGAUCGCCGUGGGGCCGAGUCAGUGACGGAAGAGAAGUUCACCAUCCUCUUUGAGUCGCAGUUCAGUGUUGGUGGCAAUGAGCUGGUCUUCCAGGUGAAGACGCUGUCCCUGCCUGUGGUAGUGAUCGUGCACGGGAGCCAGGACAACAAUGCCACGGCCACUGUGCUCUGGGACAAUGCCUUUGCCGAGCCUGGCCGCGUGCCCUUCGCCGUGCCCGACAAGGUGCAGUGGCCGCAGCUCUGCGAGGCGCUCAACAUGAAGUUCAAGGCGGAGGUGCAGAGCAGCCGUGGGCUGACCAAGGAGAACCUGGUGUUCCUGGCACAGAAGCUGUUCAACAGCACCAGCUCCCACCUGGAGGACUACAGCAGCACCACGGUGUCCUGGUCCCAGUUCAACCGGGAAAACCUGCCUGGGAGGAAUUACACCUUCUGGCAGUGGUUUGACGGGGUCAUGGAGGUGCUGAAGAAGCAUCUGAAGCCGCACUGGAAUGACGGGGCCAUCCUGGGCUUCGUCAACAAGCAGCAGGCACACGACCUGCUCAUCAACAAGCCCGACGGGACUUUCCUCCUGCGCUUCAGCGACUCAGAGAUUGGUGGCAUCACCAUCGCCUGGAAGUUUGAUUCCUCUGAGAGGAUGUUCUGGAACCUGAUGCCUUUCACCACCAGGGACUUCUCCAUCCGCUCCCUGGCCGACCGCCUUGGGGACCUCAGUUACCUUAUUUACGUGUUCCCCGACCGGCCCAAGGAUGAGGUGUUCUCCAAGUACUACACGCCGGUUCUCUGUGAGUCCACGCCAGCUAAAGCCGUGGAUGGAUACGUGAAGCCACAGAUCAAGCAAGUGGUGCCAGAGUUUGUCAAUCCAUCAAGCGAUUCUGCCCCUGGAGGGGCCACCUACAUGGACCAGGCGCCCUCGCCUGCCGUCUGCUCCCAGCCCCAUUACAACAUGUACACCCAGAACCCCGACCCCGUGCUGGACCCUGAGGGUGAUUUCGACCUGGAUGACACGAUGGAUGUGGCAAGGCACGUGGAGGAGCUGCUGCGGCGCCCCGUGGACAGUCAGUGGAUCCCUCACGCCCAGUCGUGACGGGCAGGCACCUGGUCCCUCGCCACUGGCCCUGGCGCUGCGGGGACUGUGCUGUGUUUGUGUCUCUGUGCUGGGGGGGCGGCGGGUGGGCUCUGCCCCCAGGAUUUGCUCCGUGCUGCCCUGAAACACAGGCUGGCGUCCGGCUCUUUGGUGUUUAUGCCCUUGUAUAAACGGCAGCGGAUUUGUCGCAUGGUUUUCCUGUAUGUUCCUUUUAAGAGGCCCAGCUUCGGCUUUCCGCUUCCGCCAGCACCGGCCCCGCAGCCCCCUGCUCCCCCCGCGGGGCUGCUGGGGCAGGGGCUGGGAGCCCGGCCUCAGGUUUGCUUUCGCAGUCGUCACUAAGAAUGUACGUGUCGCCUUCUUGUUCUCCCCCGCGGCUCUGUUCCCAGGGGUGUGUUGGGGGCAUGGAGUGGAGCAGGGGUUUGGCCGGGGCUCCCCCUCGCCGGUGCUGCACUCUGCUCCACAGUGGCAGGGUCCCCUCCCCAACCUCAUCUCCUCCUCUGGCCCCCAAGGAUGCAGGAGCCCCUCCGGCCUCAGUGUCCCCUCCAGAGCUGCUGCAGCACGAGGGUGGCAGGGUGCAAGAGGGCAGUCGGGUGGGCAGGGGGUUUGGGGGAGCAGAGCCCUCUGCCCCCCACCUCUCCCCUUGCCGGGGCAGGAAGCUCUGGGGUCCUGGCCAUGUUAUUUUUCUACCACAGAGUAAAUAAAGCACGGAAUAUUUUUAUAACACAAAA
Molecule: messenger RNA, 3891 nt
Organism: Pipra filicauda (Wire-tailed manakin)
Lineage: Eukaryota; Metazoa; Chordata; Aves; Passeriformes; Pipridae
Product: signal transducer and activator of transcription 5B
Exons: 19
Coding region: 800-3163 (787 amino acids)
Biological process (GO): defense response; growth hormone receptor signaling pathway via JAK-STAT; regulation of transcription by RNA polymerase II
Molecular function (GO): RNA polymerase II cis-regulatory region sequence-specific DNA binding; DNA-binding transcription factor activity, RNA polymerase II-specific
Source: RefSeq, a predicted model, not a curated record